UCAUUUUACCUGCCGUUGUCACACACUAUUCUCUCCUUGCCCUGGAAUCUGAGGUAAGUUGGUAAGAAUGUAGAACUCCUAAAAUUACAUUCAUUGUCUCCAGGCAAUAACUGACCUCCCUGACACCACAUUGUGCCUCCUGACUGCAAUAGACUCUCUCUGAGGCAACGUAGAUAUAUUGCAUAUUGGAUCAGCGCUAUCAUCUUGGUCAAUAAGUGGUCUGAAAGGUUUCCCUAAGGCUGGCUGGCAUGCAGUGUGCAUCCAAAAAAGUUAUUCUUAUGGUUAUUCAUUAGAUUCUGUGUUUUCCUGACUCUCUCUGCAGAUUAAUAGUCCUCACGUUUCUUAAUGGAAACAGUUAACCAGACAUGGGUGAAAGAAUUUAUUCUCCUUGGCCUGUCCAGUGACUGGGACACUCAGGUGGCCCUCUUUGUCCUGUUCUUGGUCAUGUACCUGGUGACAGUGCUGGGGAACUUUCUCAUUGUUCUCCUGAUCAGACUGGACAGCCGACUCCACACUCCCAUGUAUUUCUUUCUCACCAACCUCUCCCUUGUUGAUGCCUCCUAUGCCACAAGCAUAGUCCCUCAGAUGCUGGUGCAUUUUCUUACAGAACAUAAAGCCAUCCCACUCCUGAGCUGUGCAGCCCAGUUAUUUUUCUCCCUGGCAUUGGGCGGGAUUGAGUUUGUUCUCCUGGCAGUGAUGGCCUAUGACCGCUAUGUGGCUGUGUGUGACCCCCUGAGAUACUCGGCCGUCAUGCAUGGAGGGCUGUGUACUAGGUUGGCCGUCACAUCCUGGGUCAGUGGCUCCAUCAACUCUCUCAUGCAGACUGGUAUUACCUUUCAGCUGCCCAUGUGCACCAACAAGUUUAUUGAUCACAUAUCCUGUGAGCUCCUCGCUGUGGUCAGGCUGGCUUGUGUGGACACCUCCUCCAAUGAGGUUGCCAUCAUGGUCUCUAGCAUUGUCCUUCUGAUGACACCCUUCUGCCUGGUUCUUUUGUCCUACAUCCGGAUCAUCUCCACCAUCCUGAAGAUCCAGUCCACAGAGGGAAGGAAGAAAGCCUUCCACACAUGUGCCUCUCACCUCACGGUGGUUGCCCUGUGCUAUGGCAUGGCCAUUUUCACUUACAUCCAGCCCCACUCCAGUCCCUCUGUCCUUCAGGAGAAGCUGAUCUCUCUGUUCUAUGCCAUUUUGACACCCAUGCUGAAUCCCAUGAUUUACAGUCUAAGGAAUAAAGAGGUGAAGGGGGCAUGGCAGAAACUAUUAGGGAAAUUCUCUGGGUUAACAUCAAAACUGGCAGCUUGAUGACUCAUGAACAUCACUGAGAGAAAGAGCUUUGCCUCAGUGUUCUCCACUCAACUCAGAUGUGACAGGCAUGAACCACAUUGCCCUGGCAACCAAGGAGGAGAUGGCAUGCCGUGUGCAGCUGACGCUACGUAGGAGGCUGAGUGGUGGUGUUAGGGUAUGGGAUGUGGGGGUAUUUGUAUGUCACAGCAGCAUGUUCAAUGACGCUAAAUACUGCUGUAAAUGAACUUCCCACACUUACUUAAUCUCCUAUUUUAUGGCCUGCCAAUAAUUGAACAAAAUAUAUUACUUACUGUUUUGGUUUGUCACAUUGUUUGUAAUCAUUGACCUAUUUAUGGAUUUUACCUGGACCACUGGUUCUUAGGCAUACACAUUUUAAAAAAGAUGUCUGCUGUUUCUAUUGGGAACAAAAUGUAUUUUAACAUUUAAGACUACUUAAAAUAUCAUGUGUAGUAUGAAGCCAUAUGCAUAAUUGUGUGAGUCAACACUCUAAGAAGAGCGUUGUUGUCAAGGCUGAGUAAGAUGUUUUUGCGAGAGGCCUACUGAAUAUGGACAUAAUGUCUUUCUCUGAGUGCUGGUUGUAAUUCAAUGGAGAAAUAUCAAUUAAAGGACUUGUUUUUAUCUGAAUAGUAUUACAAUUAAUGGUUGUUUGUACUGAAGACUAAUAUUGGCCAGAGAAAGUUAAGUUUCACACACUA
Molecule: messenger RNA, 1997 nt
Organism: Microcebus murinus (gray mouse lemur)
Lineage: Eukaryota; Metazoa; Chordata; Mammalia; Primates; Cheirogaleidae
Product: olfactory receptor-like protein OLF3
Biological process (GO): G protein-coupled receptor signaling pathway
Cellular component (GO): membrane
Molecular function (GO): olfactory receptor activity; G protein-coupled receptor activity
Source: RefSeq, a predicted model, not a curated record